Messenger RNA from Drepanopeziza brunnea f. sp. 'multigermtubi' MB_m1, 1311 nucleotides. RefSeq lists its product as uncharacterized. Gene Ontology annotation, biological process: mRNA splicing, via spliceosome; mRNA export from nucleus. The record is from RefSeq and is a predicted model, not a curated record. Gene Ontology annotation, molecular function: RNA binding; RNA helicase activity; ATP binding. NCBI's taxonomy places the organism in Eukaryota, Fungi, Ascomycota, Leotiomycetes, Helotiales, Drepanopezizaceae.
AUGGCAACCGAGGAAGAUCUCAUCGAUUACUCCGACGAGGAGCUCGGAACCAACGACGCGGCGCCUGCUGCGGCUGCAAAUGGAGGAGCAAAGAAGGGGACGGCUACUGGAGACACCACCGACAAGAAGGGCAGUUACGUUGGUAUUCAUGCGACUGGUUUCCGGGAAUUCCUCUUGAAGCCCGAGCUUCUGCGUGCCAUUACCGAUUGCGGUUUCGAACAUCCUUCGGAGGUUCAGCAAGUUUGUAUCCCUCAGGCAAUUCUCGGAACCGAUGUCCUCUGCCAGGCCAAAUCUGGUCUUGGUAAGACUGCCAUCUUCGUCCUCACAUCGCUCCAGCAAAUCGAGCCUGUCAACGGCGAGACCUCCGUGUUAAUUAUGUGCCACACUCGCGAGCUUGCAUACCAAAUCAAGAACGAAUAUGCCCGGUUCAGCAAAUAUAUGCCAGAUGUGAAGACCUCGGUAUUCUACGGUGGAACCCCCAUUCAGAAAGACGCCGAGAUUCUCAAGAACAAGGACACCCACCCCCACAUCAUAGUCGCCACCCCCGGUCGCCUGAAUGCUCUCGUUCGUGACAAGUUCCUCCGUCUUGGAAGCUGCAAGAUAUUUGUCCUCGAUGAGUGUGACAAGAUGCUGGACCAAAUCGACAUGCGCCGUGACGUCCAGGAGAUCUUCCGAGCUACCCCAACCCAAAAGCAGGUCAUGAUGUUCAGCGCCACCCUCUCCCAAGAGGUUCGACCCAUCUGCAAGAAGUUCAUGCAAAACCCUCUUGAGAUCUACGUCGAUGACGAGAAGACCCUCACUCUCCAUGGUCUCAACCAGUUCUACAUCAAGCUUGAUGAGAAGGAGAAGAACCGCAAGCUCAAUGAACUCCUCGAUGAUUUGCAGUUUAAUCAAGCCAUCAUCUUCGUGAAGAGUACGGUGAGAGCCACCGAAUUGGACAAGCUUUUGACCGAAUGCAACUUCCCAUCCGUCGCAGUUCACUCUGGUGUCAGUCAAGAGGAGAGAAUCAAACGCUACAAGGCGUUCAAGGACUUCCAAGAGCGUAUCUGUGUUGCGACUGAUGUCUUUGGCCGUGGCAUCGACAUCGAGCGUAUCAACCUUGCUAUCAACUACGACCUCCCCGCGGAUGCCGAUUCUUACCUUCAUCGUGUUGGUCGUGCCGGUCGUUUCGGUACCAAGGGUCUCUCAAUCUCCUUCGUAAGCAGCGAGGCUGAUGAGGAGGUCUUGAAGUCCGUCGAGAAGCGUUUCGAGGCUGAUGUUCCUGAGUUCCCGGCUGAGGGGAUCGACUCUAGCAUCUACAUGGCGAACUAG